Seriola aureovittata is the source of this 1360-nucleotide messenger RNA. Its product is annotated as C-type lectin domain family 17, member A-like. The record is from RefSeq and is a predicted model, not a curated record. The coding region runs from base 332 to 805 and encodes 157 amino acids. NCBI's taxonomy places the organism in Eukaryota, Metazoa, Chordata, Actinopteri, Carangiformes, Carangidae. The transcript has 5 exons.
GGUUGGAGUGAGCUUCGGCCUGCUGUGCAUCGUACAGUCCACUCUCAAUGUUUGUCUUCGGCUGCAGGCUGUUGGGUUUUUUAACAGCUCCGACAAUAUCCCGACUAGCAAUUUCAUCCCGAAGUCAGAUGAUGACAUCCAAGCCCUGAUUUUAGAGAGGGAUCAACUGCUUCAGGUUGUAGACCAACUUAAUCAAGAUAAAGUCCAACUGGUUCAAGAGAAACAACAACUUCUUCAAGAUAAAGACCAACUGGUUCAAGAGAAAAACAAACUGGCAAAACUAAAGGAAGAGCUACAGGUCACUAAUAGGGACCUGACUGAAGAAAUUAACAUGUUAAAAGAGAAAGUCAUCCAUCAACAAAUUGAGAUAGACAGAUUUCAGUCGAGAAGAAUAUUAAUGGAAAAAAGUAGCGUCCCAAGAUGUCCCCAGGGAUGGUGGACAUACAAAUCCAGCUGCUACCAGCUUUCCUCUGUGAGAGACACCUGGCAAAAUGCCAGACAAGACUGUGAGAGUAAAGGAGCUUAUUUGGUGAUUUUGAACGAUGACAUAGAAGAGAAAGUCGUCCGUAGUUUUGGAGCUGUCAAAAUGUGGAUGGGCUUGAGAUGUCGACAUUCGAGAUGGACGUGGAUGGAUGAAUACCCGCUGCCUCCUCAUCCCUCGAAUGUGCAGCUGGACUGUUGGAGCCCCAGGAAUUGCAGGUGUGCAAAUGUUGACGGAAGCGAUUUGUGCUCAGAGACCUGGUUCAUCCGCAACUGCAAAGAACAUCACCACUGGAUGUGUGAGAAGGAGCCAGCCAUUAUCUGACCUCUAUAGGGCUUUCAUAACAAACGUCUCUGUAUAUACGUAUAUAUCUAUUCAUUGUCAUUGUUGAUUUUAAUGGCUUCAUUAUUCUGACACAUUUAUAUCGAUGUGUCAGUGUAAGUGUUUUCUGCUUUGUGUGAAGAGAGUAAAGAGUAAAACAAAAAAUCUUACCACUAGUUUGUUUAUAUUAAAAUCGUAUUAAAUUGUAUUCAGAGAUAAACUUCAAUCUUUAAUGUGUUUUAAUAGUUAUUAAAGGCCUCUUCGGUGCUUGGCUUUAGACAGCAAUACCACUGACUUGCAGUAUUCAUAUUUAAUUCAGUCAAUGUUUUACAUUCAUGAAAUUAAUUUAUCUCCAAUGCUCAGAAGAGUCAGUAAAAUGCAGUGAAACCCUUCACAUGUCGAGGACUUUGUGCAAAUAAUGUACCAACACCUGGUGGCCACUAGAGGGUGGUAGAGGAUGUUAUUUUAAAUGUUUUGUACCUCGUACUCUUCAUGUCAGUGGUUGGUAUGUCUACGAUAAUGAAGACAGGAAUUUGGAAAUGCUUUGCAGCAAGCAUU